CUGUGUCCCAAAGGAUUUGGCAAUACGAUACAUGCCCUUUGUAUGUAUCUUUUUAACUUACUUGGCAGUCAAUUUGGGUUGUCAUCUCUAUCGAUUCUACACACCCCUCCCCCAAAAAGUUAACGGCUUAUCCCGACAUGACUGUCAAGAUUUCACGAGCAUAUCCGUCCAGCUCCACCCGUUUGACUCUUUUCAUUCGCAUUGUGAUGGUUCUCUCUCCCCACCAGCUGAGGAGUAUGCUGAUGAAUCUCUUAAAAGCUUGGCCCUAUCCGUGUGGAUUUUUAUCUUUCUGGAUGGUCUCAUCCCAUGCGACUCUACAUACACGACUACGCAAUCCACUCGCCCAUUGAUAAACCCCAACCUGUUAUCACCCGCUUUUUGUGAUACGUCCUGUACAUCCAUGAUGCACUCCAACUCCAAUUGAUAGGAGGGGCACAUAGAAGACUCAGUGUACUUCAUUUGGCCAUACAGCCCAAAUGACCUCGUCUCAACGUCAGCUCAGUCUUACGCGGCUCUGAUCAACAGACUAAAAAUGUCACCAUUUUUUCCU
Messenger RNA from Aspergillus alliaceus, 550 nucleotides. RefSeq lists its product as uncharacterized. NCBI's taxonomy places the organism in Eukaryota, Fungi, Ascomycota, Eurotiomycetes, Eurotiales, Aspergillaceae. Bases 32 to 424 code for a protein of 130 amino acids. The record is from RefSeq and is a predicted model, not a curated record. The transcript has a single exon.